Molecule: messenger RNA, 641 nt
Organism: Rubroshorea leprosula
Lineage: Eukaryota; Viridiplantae; Streptophyta; Magnoliopsida; Malvales; Dipterocarpaceae
Source: the annotation of a GenBank genome assembly
AUGAAAAAUCAAUCCACUACUGAAAAUGGAUUACAAUUUUCGGAUCACAAUCCGAAUCUCUCAAAUUUCUAACAUCAACAAGGGAGAUUUACUCUCAACCUCACUCUCUUUUCUGCACUGGUUUCCCUCUCUGUUUUUCGCUGGCUUCCCUCGCGCACACACACACAAUUUGCACUCUAUUUAAAUUUAAAACAAGAGAUUAAAUAGGGAGCUUUUGGAUACAAGAAUAGUGUAACACUAUCCUAUCAGGGAUUAACAUGUCAGCAUAUCCAAAGUUGGAGGAGUCCACUUUGCUUUUCCCAUUUCUUCAACAAUAAGAAAAGUCCGUGUCGGAAACCAUUCUUCAUCUUCAAAACCAAACCUUCUGAGUUUAUGCCAUUCACCGUGUACUCAUGGUGCACCUACAUUGUUGAGCCACCCAACUUGGGAGGGCUAGCUCAACAAUCUCCCCCGCCCGAGCUAGUUGGGGGGCUCCACCAAGCCAGCUUGUGAUAUGCAAAACUCAAAUUUGCUUCCUCACCAAGGACUUGGUCAUCAUAUCAGAACUGUUGUCAUCCGUGUGAACUUUCUCAACAUCAAGCACCUUUUCUUCAAUUGCAUCACGUAUCCAAUGAUACCUCAAAUCAACAUGCUUGGUUCUA